AUGCUCCCCGGCGCGCUGGCUUGGCACUGCGGAACCUCCGCGACGCUCCUCAGCUUGCCCGCAACUCCGGGUUUUGGCAACCUGGGGAAAAGUUUUCUGAUCGAGAACUUACUGAGGGCCGGAGGAGCCCAGCAGCAAGCCCUCCACAGCCUGCCUGCCACCCCGGUGCCGCUGAAGCUGUGCCCCGCAGAACAAGCCAGCCUCCCCGGAGGCGCCUUUCCCAGCCGCUGUUGGCCUUUCCUGGCGCUCAACUCCUCGGCAGCAGACGGCAGAACUCCGGCGGACAGAGAAGGGUCUUUUCACGCAGCAGCAGCCGCUCUCCCGAAGCAUUUUUUCCUGCAGUCCCCGCUGGUCUAUUCGGCAUGCUGCGGUGGGUCCUGUCAACACCCUGCAUCCCCCACUGCUUUUCCAAGACAGGAAAACGUUCUGCCUCUUCUAACCCAGGACUCCAGAUCCCGGAGAGGGAUUUUAAGAAGGGCUGUCUUUUCUGAAGAUCAGAGAAAAGCUUUGGAGAAAAUGUUUCAGAAACAGAAAUACAUCAGCAAAACAGACAGGAAGAAACUGGCUCUCAGUCUGGGCCUGAAGGAGUCACAGGUCAAAAUAUGGUUUCAAAACAGAAGGAUGAAAUGGCGAAAUUCCAAAGAAAAAGAAGUACUUUCCAGCAGAGCCUUGCCAGAGGAAGGUCUUCAAGAGGCCUACCUUUCCAAAUCCUCCUUGAAUUUCAUUCCUCCACCGUGCCCUGCCUGGCAAAUAUCUCCACAACAGACAAGUCCAACAUGGCAGAAUCUUCCAGAACACCCAGAGAGACUGAGCAGCAGAAGUAGCUUGCAGUCGUCUCCAAGAGCAAACUCAUCUUCUGGCACAUUGUAUUUCUAUCAGGAACCAGAAACCAUAGAGGAGGCAAUUAUAUCAUAA
Eublepharis macularius is the source of this 915-nucleotide messenger RNA. RefSeq names its product developing brain homeobox 2 (gene DBX2). Gene Ontology annotation, biological process: regulation of transcription by RNA polymerase II. The coding region runs from base 1 to 915 and encodes 304 amino acids. The record is from RefSeq and is a predicted model, not a curated record. NCBI's taxonomy places the organism in Eukaryota, Metazoa, Chordata, Lepidosauria, Squamata, Eublepharidae. The transcript is spliced from 4 exons. Gene Ontology annotation, molecular function: DNA binding; DNA-binding transcription factor activity, RNA polymerase II-specific.